CACUGGUAUGCGUCAGACUAAAAUGUAAACACUCCUCGCGCUCCGGCAGCAGCUUCCUCAGUGAUAGUUUGUCGAGUUAGCUAACGGGAUGUUUCCGCGUCGAAUAUUUUACUAGCAAAAGGUCACCAGCUUAGUUUAUUACAGUCAAUAAUCCGAGUAGGUAUCAGAUGAUGUUCUAAAUUCUUUUUUUGGGGCUUUACAAGACCGCAUCAAAUUACUGUCGUAAAGUUAAUCUUAGCUAGUUUCAGCUAGCUAGCUCUCGGACGUAUAAAGCCUGUUUCCUUGCGAAAGGAAUUACAGUACACUCAACAAUACUUCGGCUGCUAGCUAUAGUUUAAUGCUAAAAGCUCACCCUUCUUUGUGCUAAAAUGGUGCUUUCUUUGGUAAGCCUUUGUGCCAAGGAGGUGGUGAGUGACCACAGUUCGUCGCCCUGCUGGCUGAGGUGGGUGCCUAGGGAGCUGUACAGACCGCUGCUGGAGGCCUCUUUCGCCAGCUGCAGACCGCUGGCUGUUGGUGAACUGGUGCAGAGGUGGCCUGAACGCACACUGCGUGUCGGCAGACGCAGGAAACAAGGGCAAUCUGGGCCAAAUCGACUCUGCAUCCAAGCUCUGUUACUCGCAGUUGUUAGAGGACUGUCGGACAAAAGGUGUGCCCUGCAUGUACUGGACCUCUGUGGACUGCAAGGAGAUGAAGGAGGAAUGGGAGACCCCAUGGGAGGUUGGUCUCUGACUGUGGCUCUCUGCACCAUGGUUGUUCAGGCCAGAUCAGGAGCACAGAGGACCCAGCGGGAGAGGAAAAGGUUAUCAGCCCUGGAGAGAGAAACGGAUGUGAAAAGAGAGAGGGGGCAGCGGAAGCGAGGGAAGGAAACAAAUGGCGAUGAUGAGGCAAACACAAAUAAUGAGCUGGGUGGAAAUGACAGAGAGAGGAUGGCAUCAUAUGGGAUUCUGGGUGAAGAGCAGCUGAUUAAAGGUGUCAGGAGGAGGAUGGAGAUAGAGAGGAAAAGAGAGAUUGCCAUGACAGGUUUAGGUGGAAGUAGCAGAAAUGAGACUGAACAAAAAGAUGUAAACAGGGACGUGUUGGUGCAUGUAAGAGCUGAUCUUUUUGUAAAUGCUCGCUCUUGGGAGCGUGUUCGCGGGGCUCUGAGUUCAAUGGGACCCCUCAAGCUUCAGUGUAGAUACCUACGUGUGGAAGAGAUUUCAGUAUCUAGUAUCAGGACUCUGCUAGGCAUGCUGCCUCGCCAGGGUCUUCUGGGCAUUGAUGUUCGCUACAGCAGCCUCGGGUUAACUGGCUUGGCUGAGCUGCUGCCUCUUCUCGCCGCCUUUCCAGCACUCAACUCUCUUCGCUUGCACUACUGUAACUUGGAUUUUCGCGGAGACCAGCCUGGCCAGGAAGAGGCCCUGAGGGACUUGUCUCAGGGUCUCACACAACUGCGAGAACUGCGACGCCUCAGCCUCACUGCGCUGCGCCUGCCUGGACAACUUCGUGUGCUGCUUAGCUCACUGCCUCAGCCUCUAGAGAUACUGGAGCUACCCUAUUUGAGCCUGAGUCCUGCUGACCUCGCCUAUCUGUCCUGCAGCCAUCAUGCCUCCACACUGCAGCAGCUGGAUCUCAGCGAGAACCAUCUAGUUGAGAACACCCUGACCUCUAUUUGCCGCCUCCUCUCCCAGGCUUCCAGUAGCCUGCAGCACCUCACUUUAAGUGGCUGCGGCUUUACUGAUAGCCUGCUGGGACUCUUGCUUCCAACACUGGGAGGCUGCAGGGCCCUCAAGAGCUUGGCUUUGGCCCUGAACCCACUCUCCAUCGCAGGCCUCAUGGACCUGGUUAGGAUGGCAGUGAGAAUGCCCUCUCUCCGUCAGUUACUGUACCCCAACCCCUUGGAGGACUACCAGCCAGGCCUUCCUGACCUGCCCACCAGUGCUCAGCUUUUAGACUGGCCGCUCGAUGAAAUCACAGACAUCAACUUUACCAGCAGCCAGCUCAACAGGGUGCUGAUAGAGAGCGGGCGCGCAGACCUCUUUCUGACAUGCGACCUACUCAAUUACGACAAAGACUUGGUGGACUAGAGCAGAGGUGAAGGGGAAGGAAAGAUGCUUUAUUUAGUUUGCAUGCCAACAAAUACCAAAGCAAUGUACAUAUACCUGACAAUGAAAUUGUCACUCUAAUACUGAUCUAGUAUUCAAUUAUCUGUUUUUUAAAAACUUUUUUUAACUACUUCAUCACCACCUGUCUCAUGUAUAUUUCUCUUAAGGGUAGCCAUAGUUGUGUGGAGGGUUGUCUUUUUAUUGUUGAGAGAUAAUGUUUCCUUCCCAGAAGGAAUGUGCAGUUUUUAAUAUUUGUUUGCCAGACAAAAGGACACAUGGACAUACAAUAAUCUCUACUCCUUUGGGAGGACAGGGAUAAUCCAUUCUUCAAUAUAAUUGAGCAAGUGACUUUGAUAAGUUCACUUGUUGAAUGUUAUCUAAUGUUCAAUUGUUGCAUAUGCUGGUUUUGUACCAAAAAUGACUGUGCUUUAUAAUCAGAUGAACAGGACAGUUGGAAUACAACUGUUGUUAUCCUUCUGUUUGAAGCAGUCCUUUUUUAUGCAAGGCACUCAUUCAUAUUCAGUAUCUAAUCGCUUAUUACAUGUACAUACUACUAAGUAGUACGUAGUUUGACAGUGGAUUGCAAUGUGUUUGCCAAGUAUUUUGUAUAUUUGCAUAAUUGUUCCUUAAACAGGAAAAUUAAUGUAACUGCAAAAUAUUUUAAAUAUAUACAUUACCAAUUUGAGUAAUGUACUUUGUCUUUCCCUAAUUUACAUAAUUGUCACUGUAUUUCUUGAAUAGGUUUUAAAAUGUCAAGGACUAUGCUUUAAUGUAUUUGUCCAAAUUACUGUAUAUAUUAAAAAUCAUUACAGGAAAUGCGUGUACCAAAUCACCCUCGUACCACAUGAAUGUAUUAAUAUACUGUCACAAAAUAAAUCAGUCAACAAGCUUUGAA
Etheostoma cragini (Arkansas darter) is the source of this 2976-nucleotide messenger RNA. RefSeq names its product leucine-rich repeat-containing protein 14. The transcript has 3 exons. NCBI's taxonomy places the organism in Eukaryota, Metazoa, Chordata, Actinopteri, Perciformes, Percidae. The record is from RefSeq and is a predicted model, not a curated record. The coding region runs from base 369 to 2063 and encodes 564 amino acids. Gene Ontology annotation, cellular component: cytoplasm.